Telopea speciosissima is the source of this 522-nucleotide messenger RNA. Its product is annotated as ubiquitin-fold modifier 1. The record is from RefSeq and is a predicted model, not a curated record. Gene Ontology annotation, biological process: protein K69-linked ufmylation. The transcript is spliced from 4 exons. NCBI's taxonomy places the organism in Eukaryota, Viridiplantae, Streptophyta, Magnoliopsida, Proteales, Proteaceae. Gene Ontology annotation, cellular component: cytoplasm; nucleus. The coding region runs from base 56 to 331 and encodes 91 amino acids.
UAUGUGCUCUCUCUCUCUCUCUCUCUGGUUCUGUACAAAUUUCUAGAAUUCAGCAAUGGCGGGUGGAAAGGUUUCCUUCAAAGUCACUCUAACCUCCGAUCCCAAGCUUCCAUUCAAAGUUUUCAGCGUCCCAGAGGCAGCGCCUUUCACGGCAGUUCUAAAAUUUGCCGCCGAAGAAUUCAAAGUACCUCCCCAAACUAGCGCUAUCAUCACCAAUGAUGGUGUGGGUAUCAACCCUCAACAAAGUGCAGGAAAUGUCUUCCUUAAGCAUGGUUCGGAGCUACGCUUGAUUCCUCGUGAUAGGGUUGGAGCUGGUGGGGCAUUCUCUUAGAUAAUGCAUCGUUCUCAAGGAGAGAGUUCGUAAUCCACUGUCAAGUGGUAAUGCGUUCUUGAAGCAACUUAUGAGUUAAACUCAUCUUGCAUAGAAUUGGAGGAUUGCCAGAUUGUAAUGCUGUAAUGGAUACUGUAGGCCCACUAGAAAAUUGAAUUGAAAUUCUAUGCCCAAGUACUUUUAAAUGAGGU